CCUAAUCUCAUGGCCACACCCAUUCAUCAAACAUAAAUAUCCCAAUCAAAAGAAAACGGAGGAAAAAUGUCCACCCCACAAGAAAUCCAAGCAAUCCGCGAAGCAGACUACAUCCGCUUCAAACACUACGCCGCACUGGGCUUCCUCGUGGCCUCGCCAAUCCUAAUCGCCCUCCCACCACGACGUCUCGAUCCUCUCACCGUCCUGUUGACGAGCGCCUUCUUUGUCUCCGCAAACCACAUCACCCACGAACGCACAGGGCGGAGUAUCGUCGACCGUAUCGAGUCGAAAAUCGCAUAUUCCUCGAAGGCCGUGUCUGUGCCUGACCUCCCGAGUGAGCGCGCGUUGGAACUCCAGGCUCGGAUGCGAGCUGCGCGCGAUGCGCAGAUCAAAGAAGGCGGUCUGGUUAGUGAGGAAUUGGAGAAGUUGAAGGCGAGACAGGAGCAGGAGAAGGGGAUGGCGGAGAGAAUUUGGAUGGGGGGUGAGGUGGAGGGGUGGAAAGAGCGGCGGCUGCGGGAGGAGAGGGAGGCGUUGGAGGAGGGGAGGGGAUAUGGGGAUUUGAUCAAGGAGCAUAUCUGGGAUGUGUGGACUUGGGGGAAGAAGGAUGAGGAAGAUGAGGAUGAUGAUUGAGUUGGUUGUGUGGAGUGUUGAUUUGAAGCGAUGGAUUCAUGUAUAGGUAUUUGUAUUAUAUGGUUGGCGUUGAGGUAUUCUUGUACAAACAAAGGGACUCUCUUACAGAUCUACGAAGCUACGAGUAGACAACAUUCAGUUGAUAAUUCUUCAUUCUUGAAUUCAACAAAUACACAACUUUCCUAGAUUGUAUCCCCUGGGCUCUGGGGAUACAACCAGGAUACAAAACAAAAUAAUCCAUAUCAAUCUGUAUAAAUCAACGAUAAUCCACCAUCAUCCCCCCAUUCGGGCUGUCGAAUCAAGGGAAACUUCCUGACAAAUGUCAGGUAAAAACCUUGAUCAGGAUGCAACCAUCAAAACAAUAUAGUAAAUUCAAUCUC
Molecule: messenger RNA, 1010 nt
Organism: Aspergillus wentii DTO 134E9
Lineage: Eukaryota; Fungi; Ascomycota; Eurotiomycetes; Eurotiales; Aspergillaceae
Exons: 1
Coding region: 67-630 (187 amino acids)
Source: RefSeq, a predicted model, not a curated record